Messenger RNA from Vanessa atalanta (red admiral), 1065 nucleotides. Its product is annotated as UPF0605 protein CG18335-like. NCBI's taxonomy places the organism in Eukaryota, Metazoa, Arthropoda, Insecta, Lepidoptera, Nymphalidae. Bases 100 to 1029 code for a protein of 309 amino acids. The transcript has 8 exons. The record is from RefSeq and is a predicted model, not a curated record.
AUACAUGGCGUAAAUUGCAGAAUUCAAGUUUUCUUAAUAAUCAUUUUGAAAAAAUUAUGAGUUAAUAUUAUUUCAAAGUAAAGUAAAUUUUAUAAAACCAUGGCGUUGGAUUUGGUCAGCAUUGCCCAGCCUCACUAUAUACCCGGUUACACGGGCCACUGUCCAGAAUAUAAGUAUCGUAUUGGUGAUACAUAUGGAUCUACCACUCACAAGAUCCUCCUGGACCCCAGCGUCAACCACUCCGAGAGGCUCGUUUUAUCAGACAGGACUGCUGAUGAUUUCCAGGUAUAUCGUCCGCCGCAAGCUGCAGUUGAUGUCGUUAACGCAAGAUUCCGUAACGGCGACCCAGUGUACAAACAUCCGAUGAUACCAGGAUACGAAGGAUUCUUACCUCGGCUGAACGCACAUUUUGGUCAGCGCUACACGGUCUCUGCAACGGAGGCUCUAUCGGAAUUUCAAAAGUCACAGUUGAACCAGCGAGCCGGGCGGAAUCAGCUAGAAAGAGUCGUGGACUUGCAAGCAAGUAAAGGACAACCGUGGGAUCUUGUUGACAGAUUUUCGGCUACUGCGGAAUUUAAGCUGCCCUUAGUGGUGGUGAGACCAGAAUGUGCAGGAAUAUUGAGAGAUGUACCAAUGGAUGAGCCGAAAUUAUUGCCUCCCUCCCAUUCUAUUAGCCCUUACUUCAUGGAAAAUGAUAAUCCGGAUAAGUUUAUCAAGAAAGGUUUUGCCGGACAUGUACCCUACGGCUUCCAAAGAUUUGGCGAAUCGUCUAAAAAGCUGAGUAACUCGGCUCUUUGUGACUUUUCGUCUAACUACAGACGAAGACAGAGUACUGAAUGGGCUCCAGUAAAUGUUGUCAAGCCUGACCCUCCAUUGUCCAUCAAUCCAACGGAGAUCUAUCACAAGCACGUCGGGAUGUUGCCGAACUACGCGGGUCAUGUUCCUGGAUGCGUAUUUAGAUUUGGUAAAACGUAUGGAAAUGAUACACGGGACGCGAAAAGAUGGCUGCGUGGUGAUUUUACGUCCUGAUUUUUUUUUAUUGAAUUUGUGAAUCAAAUAGCCAUU